Messenger RNA from Lachnellula hyalina, 1128 nucleotides. It is a transcript of the gene rpc6, whose product is annotated as putative DNA-directed RNA polymerase III subunit. The transcript is spliced from 2 exons. Gene Ontology annotation, biological process: transcription by RNA polymerase III. The coding region runs from base 1 to 1128 and encodes 375 amino acids. Gene Ontology annotation, cellular component: RNA polymerase III complex. The record is from RefSeq and is a predicted model, not a curated record. NCBI's taxonomy places the organism in Eukaryota, Fungi, Ascomycota, Leotiomycetes, Helotiales, Lachnaceae.
AUGGCGUCUACCAGUGCCUCUGCACCAGCCGCCGCAGCUACACCACCAGCAGCGCCAGCCGCCGCUCCAGGCCACGACAUUGCAGACUUGAAAGAAAAAGUCUACGAUGAGAGCGUCCGUCUCACCGAAGAAGACACUAAGGUCGUCUUCCACCAAAAUGACAUCCUCGACAUGGAGUUCAUGAGAGGGGUAGACGUCAACACACUCCUCGCCAUCAUCAACGAGCUCCUCAAAGCGAAGCUAUACAAGGUUGUUCAGGAUGCAGAUGGAAUGGGCUGGAAGACGCGGACUAGGGAGGAGGCAAAGAGAUACAGCACCCUGACCCCCGAGCAAGAAAUGGUCUACUCCCACAUCGACGAAUCUGGCGCCGAAGGCAUCUGGAUCCGCACCGUGAAGAUGCGCUCCAAAUUGCACGACUCGGUCGUAAACGUAGCCCUGAAACAACUCGAGAGCAAAUCCCUUGUAACAACCAUCAAAUCCGUCGAGCACCCCACCCGCAAGAUGUAUAUCAAGUCCACGAUCCGGCCCAGCGAGCGCGCGACAGGCGGUCCGUUUUACACGGACGGAGAGCUGGACGAGGAAUUUGUCGAUAUGAUGAAGAGGUAUCUGGUGAAAUAUAUCAGUGAGAAGAGUUUCUACCGCUCGAGCACGCUGUUGAAGAAUGCAAACAAGACUAUUAAGAUGAGUGCUGAAGAAGCAAAGAGGGCGAGGAAUAAUGGUUUGGGGCCGCGAAGGCAAGCGCAGCCAGUUGAUAGUGCGAGGGCGGCACGGAUUAGAAAUUAUGAGAGUAUGGUACCGAUGCCGCAUGGUUAUGCUGGCUAUCCGGGUGUGCACGAGAUGACGGCUAUGAUUGAGGAUCGUAGCGUGACGAAUACUACUUUGACGGCGGCCGAGAUUCAGCAAUUGCUGGAUGUGCUGUGCUUUGAUGAUCUUAUUGAGAGGGUGGAGGGGGGGAAAGAGGGAUUUUCAUAUAGAGCGUUGAGGAAGUCUUUGUUGGAUGAUGAAGAGGGUGGGAGUGUGCUUACAGAGAUGCCUUGUGGUCGGUGCCCUGUUUUCGAUUUGUGUGAGGAGGGAGGACCUGUGGCUCCUAGCAGUUGUAUAUAUUACAAUGACUGGCUAGAGUUAUGA